This is a messenger RNA of Aethalodelphis obliquidens (Pacific white-sided dolphin), 2815 nucleotides long. RefSeq names its product megakaryocyte and platelet inhibitory receptor G6b (gene MPIG6B). The record is from RefSeq and is a predicted model, not a curated record. Gene Ontology annotation, biological process: megakaryocyte development; blood coagulation; platelet formation. Lineage: Eukaryota; Metazoa; Chordata; Mammalia; Artiodactyla; Delphinidae. The transcript has 5 exons. Bases 334 to 1380 code for a protein of 348 amino acids. Gene Ontology annotation, cellular component: plasma membrane.
CCGCGAUGAAGAGUGGCCCCCGCUCGGUGCAACUAGAGAAAGCCCUCGCACAGAAACAAAGACCCAACACAGCCAAAAAAAAAAAAAAAAAAAAGAGUUAAAGUCUGCUAAAGUGCUUGUGUAAAGGGCCCCAGCAUGAAUUCUAAGUGAGCAUUGGUUGAGGGCUGUGAACCUGCCUGCAAGGAUUCCCAGAGGGAUGUGGGCAGCUGGUGGCCCCUCCCCCACCCCUUAUCGGCGCCCCCAGACCUGCGGUCUCCCCCUUCACCCCCCUCUGAUUUCCCUCCGGUCUCCUUCGCUGAUUCACUGGCCUCCUCUUCCCACCACAUCGCAGCCAUGGCCUUGGUUCUGCAGCUGCUGCCGCUGCUGCUGUCGAGGGCCCAGGGGAACCCCGGGGGUAAGCCAUCCCAGGAAAGUCGGAAUGGGCGAGGAAAGACUGAGGCAGGAGGAGGAGGAGACCCAGUGCGGGUAGUGGGGGGGAUGAGAUGUGUAUGGGAAGAUCCAGGCUGGCGGGAGGGUAGAGGAGAGGGAAAAGGCGUAAGGGGGAGGGGCGUCUUGCUCUGUGGACUUGCCUUGACCACCGUCCCCCCCCACCCCCCCCCCCCGCCUCCCCUAGCUUCACUGGACGGUCACCCCGGGGACCGGGUGAAUCUCUCCUGCGUAGGGGUCUCGCAACCCACCCGCUGGGUCUGGGCACCUAGAUUCCCGGCUUGCAAAGGCCUGUCCAAAGGACGCCGCGCGAUCUUGUUGGCCUCACCGAACGGGACCCCCACCGUGUCUCCCGUCCAGCCCUUUGCUGGCCGCCUACGUGCCCUGGACCUUGAUAUCCGGCGGCUGGAGCUACUCCUGAGCGCGGGGGACUCGGGCACCUUUAUCUGCAAGGGCCGCCAAGAGAACGAGAGCCGUACGGAGCUUCACGUGCUGGGGGACCGGGCCUAUUGCAGAGCUCCGGGGCCUACCCACGGGUCCGUGUAUCCCCAGACUCUAAUCCCGCUGCUGGGCGCUGGGCUGGUGCUGGGACUCGGAGUACUGGGCUGGGCCUGUUGGCUGCGCAGGCGCUCGCCCCCUCACCCGCCUCGACCACCCCCCAGAUUUGUUCCAUUCGUGAAAGCGGAGCCCCAGAGGUCAGUAGAGGAGGAAGAGCCCAAGAUUGCAGGGGACCUGGACCAGGAGCCGAGCCUGCUCUACGCAGACCUGGAUCAUACGGCCCUCAGAAGAUCCUGCCGACUGUCCCCAGUGGUCCCUGCUGAUGCCUCCACCACCUAUGCGGUUGUAGUUCGAAAGGAAGCCCUUACUACCUCACAAGCUGAGGGCUCCCAGCUCUCCAUAACACCCCUCCCCUUCUUGGCCCUUCACCUGGAAAAGGAAGGCACCAUGGGAUAGAAAUGAGCACUAGACUGGGAGUCAGGAGACGGAGGAUCCAGGCUAUCUCUGCUGCUGAUUUUGGUCCCCAUCUCUCACACAGCUUUCAGGUCUCCUUCACCACUGAUGUCCUUAAACCUGAUCAAGCCCUGUCUCCCUAUCUUAAGACAUCAACAGCUCCUAGAUUUUUGCCCUCUCUUCCCUUCUCUCCACAGUCAAGCUCUUUGAACCAAGGGCCUACACCUGUCUCUUCCAUUUUUCUCUUCACUCCACUCCCACUGCUCACGUGCUCGCCAUGAGAUUGCCAGUGAUGUCCUAAUAACCACACCCACUAGACAUUUAUUAGCAUUCAUCUGGCUUGGCCUUUGAUCGCUCUUAUUUAAGCUGUUUUUCUUUAAUGCUGUUGUCUUCCUUCUGGACUCCUCAUCCUUGCUCCCUACCCCUGCAGUAUUCUCCACCAUUCCAGGUUUGUCUUUUUCUUUAUCUGCCUUCUCCCUCUCCUGGGAUGCUGUCAUCCACAGCCAGUCCUCAGCCUUUUUCUGUGCAAGCAACAUCCAUAACUCUCUCCAGUUCAGAUCUCUGAUACGAGAUUUCCAAACUGUCCCUCAGACAUCCCCGCCUGGCUGGCCCUAGGCAUUCUGCACACAGCAGGUCCAAAAGCCAACUCACUGUCAUCUCCCAAGCCACUUACCUAAUCCUUCCUCCUCUGCAUUCUCUCUUGAUCAACCCCAUUGCCCAAGCCAGAAAUGGAGAGUCAUGUAGACCUCCUUCCUCUCACUCCCACAAGAUAAACCAAGUCCUGUCUUUCUAUUUUAAUGUCACUGUCAAAUCCACACCCUUUUCACACCCAGCACUGCCACCUGAAUGUACUCUUUAUUUCCUCCCUGGAUUACCCAUAGCCCCACCUCAUCCUCCUGCCCUUGUUCUCCUCCCUGAAACUAGAGGUAUUCUCCCCAAAUGCUAACCUGCUCCUGACAGCCUAUAUUUCAGCAGUAUUUCAGCUCUGGACCCAUGGGCCUCAGCUUUGGGUUCAAGGUGCUACAGUACUCUACUUACUCUCCAGGCUUAUCUCUGUCACUCAGUGCCUAGAACAGGACAGCCUUAGAGAAAUUCUCCCCAGCCCCCAAAUGCGCCUUUGCCCAGUGCAAUUCCUUCUUCCUGGAUUAGCCUUUGCCUCCUCCCCACUAUCUGCCUGGCUAAUUCUUAUUUAUCCUCAGGACUCAGUUCAAGUGUAGCCUUUGCUGGGAAGCUAUUUCUGACCCACUUUGCCCACCCCUGCAUACACUCUGAUGCCCUACAGAGCCCCCUUAUUUCUCUCAUAGCAACAGCCUCCUGUGAAUUGUUCCAUUACAACCUGUAUUUCAAUUUAUAAGAAAUUUUCAUGUGAGUCCCCUGAUAUCAGGAGACUGACCCUUUUUAUAUCACCGCUAAGCCUCAGUAAAUGAGUGAAAAUGAA